UUGCAGAUUUGUAGGAGAAUCUCCCAAACCCACGUUUACUGUUCGGCUUCGGCACAUCACAUUAUAUACACCUAUACAUACACAACACAACCAUUGAGCAGUGUUUGGUCACAGACUGUAGAAACAGAGUUACAGAGGUUUUGUAAGAAAAGCGGCAAUGGGGGUGGAGACUAAACGGCCAUUUUUGAAGCCCUUGUUGCUUUUAAGCUGUCUUAUGUUGUGGGCUGCUUUUGCAGAGGCUGAAUACACGAAAUACAGAGAUCCCAAACAGCCCCUUGGUGUUAGAAUCAAAGACUUGAUGAGUAAAAUGACCCUCGAAGAGAAGAUUGGGCAGAUGACUCAGAUUGAGAGGAAGUUGGCCUCUCCUGAUAUCAUGAAGAAGUAUUACAUUGGGAGUGUGUUGAGUGGUGGAGGAAGUGUACCAUCUCCCAAAGCUACACCAGAGGAUUGGGUGAAUAUGGUGAAUGAUUUUCAAAAAGCCUCCCUUUCUACUCGCUUAGGAAUCCCUAUGAUUUAUGGCAUUGAUGCUGUUCAUGGCCACAACAAUGUAGAUCCCGAUCUUUUGAAGAGAAUUGGAGCUGCAACUGCACUUGAAGUUAGAGCCACAGGAAUUCAAUACGCCUUUUCGCCUUGUAUUGCUGUGUGUAGAGAUCCGAGGUGGGGUCGUUGUUAUGAAAGUUAUAGUGAGGAUCAUAAAAUUGUUCAAGUCAUGACCGAGAUUAUACCUGGUUUACAGGGUGAACUCCCGUCUAAUGCUCGAAAGAACGUUCCUUUUGUCACCCCCGGAAAGACCAAAGUUGCCGGUUGUGCGAAGCAUUUUGUUGGAGAUGGUGGCACGGUUAACGGGAUUGACGAAAACAAUACGGUAAUCGACUAUAAAGGUUUGAUGAGCAUUCACAUGCCCGCAUAUUUCGACUCGAUUAGUAAAGGUGUGGCCACUGUUAUGGUGUCCUACUCGAGCUGGAACGGCAAAAAGAUGCACGCAAAUCAAGAACUUGUAACGGGCUUUCUUAAGAAUAAACUUAAAUUCAGGGGAUUUGUUAUAUCAGAUUGGCAGGGUAUUGAUAGGAUCACAAGCCCGCCACAUUCGAACUAUUCUUAUUCUGUUCAAGCUGGAAUUCUUGCAGGAAUUGAUAUGAUUAUGCUUCCCGAGAAUUUCACAGAAUUUAUCGAUGAUCUGACUUUCCAAGUGAAGAACAAAAUCAUCCCCAUGAGCAGAAUAGAUGAUGCCGUUCGAAGAAUACUAAGAGUCAAAUUCACCAUGGGUUUAUUUGAGGAUCCUAUAGCUGAUCUAAGCCUAGCAAACAAACUCGGCAACCCGGAACAUAGGGACUUGGCAAGAGAAGCUGUGAGAAAAUCGCUCGUCCUUUUGAAGAACGGCAAAAGAGCUAAUCGGCCAUUGCUGCCCCUUUCAAAGAAAGUGCCGAAAGUUCUAGUUGCUGGGACUCACGCGGAUAACUUGGGGUAUCAAUGUGGAGGAUGGACUAUCGAUUGGCAAGGUGUUCCGGGCAAUGAUCUUACAGUUGGCACCACAAUACUCAGCGCCGUGAAAAGCGCAGUCGAGCCUUCCACGCAAGUCGUCUACUCGGAAAAUCCCGAUUCAAAUUUCGUCAAGAACGGGGGUUUUUCUUACGCAAUUGUUGUAGUCGGCGAGGCCCCAUAUGCCGAGAUGUAUGGGGACAGCUCCAACCUCACCAUGAUCGAGCCCGGCCCAAGCACCAUAAAAAACGUGUGUGGUGCCAUUAAGUGUGUUGUGGUUGUUGUUUCGGGCCGGCCCAUUGUGAUGGAGCCCUAUCUUGAGCAUAUAGAUGGGCUUGUGGCCGCUUGGCUUCCAGGGAGCGAAGGUGGGCUGGGCCUGGCUGAUGUCUUGUUUGGGGACUAUGGGUUUAGAGGGAAGCUCGCUCGAACUUGGUUCAAGUCGGUGGAUCAGCUGCCCAUGAAUGUUGGGGACCCGCAUUACGACCCGCUUUUUGAGUUCGGGUUUGGUCUUACCACUAAAGCCAGGCAUGAAAAUUGAACUAGUUAAGAGAGGGAAAAAAUUAAAAAAAAGGGGAUAAAGGGGGAAAAAAAUAUGUUUAAGCAGCUGCAAGAGGGCUUCUUGGGGGCUAAUUUUGGAUAUGAUGAGCAUUUACUAGUGUUUAUAAGACUAGUUUAAUGUUGAAACUGGAUUUGUGACUUGCUGCUGGACAUGUAUUGGUUGGUUAUCAAUAGUGCUGUUAAAUUAAACGAGUC
Striga asiatica is the source of this 2232-nucleotide messenger RNA. The record is from the annotation of a GenBank genome assembly. Lineage: Eukaryota; Viridiplantae; Streptophyta; Magnoliopsida; Lamiales; Orobanchaceae.